UUCAAAUCUGACGAGCGGUUAUCCUUUGGGGCGCAUGAGUGAAGCAGCUUGGUUGCAGAGGGAGCAAGCGGGUACGCUGACGGCAGGGGAUACUUGUAAGGAUGGAUCCUUUCACCGAGAAACUGUUAGAACGAACUCGUGCCAGGAGGGAGAAUUUACAGAAGAAGAUGGCUGGGCGUCCCACAGCAGGAGUGCGGAGUACAGCUCAAACAAAAAGGAAUAGAGAACCUUUGUCAGAAGCUGGUAACCAGGCACUUCAGCCUAAUGAAGAAGCAAAACCAGGUACAAAGCCAUCACCAUCCAAAAGACAUUGUUCGGACAAUGCAGAAAUUCCAGUUUCUAAUUCAGAGAAUACGCAUCCAAUUAAUUUGUCCUCCAUAAACCCAGUUCUUCCUGAAGUGACUCCUACCUCUCAGCUUGCUGCCCCAUCCUCAGAGAUUGAAGAACACAACUCUACACCUGAACUGGCUUCGGUUAGUUCAGUUAAAACACGUAUGCAGAAGCUGGCUGAACAGCGACGCUGCUGGGAGAAUGAUUUGCCUGAAAGUACUUCCAUAACUCCUACCCUGUCAAAAGAAUGUGUCAUUUCCCCACCCAAACAACUUCCUGCUACAGCUUAUACCCCAAUAGGGAGACGAGGUCGUCUAGCUAACCUUGCUGCUACAAUUGGCUCCUGGGAAAAUGACCUAAGCCAUCCAUCUGCAAAGCAAAACAAUACACAAGAACAGCCUGGUACUACUUGUUUUUCCAAAUUGUCCACUACAAGUGGAGCAUCUGCUAGAAUCAAUAGUGGCAGUGUGAAGCAGGAUGCUACAUUCUGUUCACAAAGGAAUGUGAAUAAGUCUUCAAUCUCUGGGAUAUUGGAAGGAACUAGUAGUUCCAUAACAAAAGCUUCAGGAAUUACUAGCAACCAUGCUAAAGAAAUUGAGGAACCAAAGCUACAAGAAAAGGGCAGUCUUAACCUAACACCAAAACCUCAAGAAAUUCCUGCCAAAGAAGAGCAAACACAAGGAACGCAUGUACAAGUUGGCCACAAAGAUAAGCCCAUCACACCAGGAGGUUCAAGCAUCAAGCCUUUUCUGGAGCGUUUUGGAGAGCGUUGCCAGGAGUACACUACACAAAGUCCCGCUAUCGUGGGAGGGUACAGAACUCCAGUUAUCACUCCAAACACAAAGACAAUCCAAGAAAGACUCUUUAGGCAGAAUGAAGCAUCUUCAGCUUCCAGUCUAGCCCAGCAGCUAAAACAAGAACGGGAAAGAGAACUUGCAUGUAUUCGAGGUCGCUUUGACAGGAGCAAUUUGUGGAGUGCUGAAAAAGGAGAGCAGCCCAAGAAAAAGCCUCCAGAGAUAAAACCAGAGAAUCAGACGCAUGCUGAUGUAAAGCACUUCCCAAGUGCAGAUGCCAGUUCCCAAUUAAUAGUAAAAAAGUUGACAACACUUGAGAGAGUAGCAGAAAGUACAUAUUCAGGUCCUUCAGAAAAUGAAAAUGCAGAACUCAGUCCUCUGAAAGUUUGUUCACCAAAGACUCCUGUAAAAACAGCAUCUAACUCAAAACUUGAGCAACUUCCUGACAAACAGAACGGUGAAGAAGAAACUGAGGUAAAUGAUGAGAUGAAUAGUGCAAAGGUAAUAAGUGACAUCUUUGAUGAAGUCCUUCAUGAAGAUGGGUCUGAUAUAGAGAAACUUAAAAAAGAAAUGAGUAUAACUUUAGAAGCUGAGAAUGAUGAUGAACAGGAAGAGACACUGAAUAUUUCAUCAAUGUCCCUCUUAACACCUUUAACAGAGGCUGUUGCUGUUACAAGUCCAGAGAUUUUUGCUUCCCCUAGUAAAUCAAUUGCUGAGGGAAGUACUGCAAGUGAUGAUAGUCCAAAGUCCAUCAGAUUCCAGAGAAUGUCUGUCUGCAGAACUGAAUCUGGAAGCAGCAUUGGAUCUUUUUCAGAAGAACGUAACCUUUACAGUAUUGAUGCCUAUCGAUCUCAGAGAUUUAAGGAAACCGAUCGUCCAUCAAUAAAACAAGUAAUUGUUCGUAAAGAAGAUGUAUCUUCCAGGCUUGAGGAGAAGAGAAAUGGAAAUGAUCAAACUAAUAUUAAACACAAGUUACAGGAGCUGAAUAAUGAAAUUAAUUUGCAACAAACUGUCAUACAUCAAACAAGCCAGGCUCUUAAUUGCUGUAUUGAUGAGGACCACGGGAGAGGAUCACAAGAAGAAGCAGAAGCUGAGAGACUACUUCUUAUUGCAACUGAAAAAAGAGCAGCCCUAUUGGAAGAGUUAAACAAGCUUAAAAAUAAAGGUCCUCAGAAUAAGAAGAUAAAAGCUGAUUCUACGCUUUCUAGAGUUUCACCAUCUAAAGGAUCUGUCACUCUGUCAGAAAUGCGACUACCUUUAAAAGCAGAUUUUGUAUGCAGUACUAUCCAGAAAGCAGAAACAGCAAAUUACUACUACAUAAUAAUGCUAAAAUCAGGUGCAGAGAAUAUGGUUGCGACACCUUUAGCAAGUACUGCUAAUUCUCUGAGCGGAGAUGCCCUUUCUUUUACAACAACAUUUACACUGCAAAAUGUGUCCAGUGACUUUGAGAUAAACAUUGAAGUGUAUAGCUUGGUACAGAAAAAAGAGUCCACAGGUGUUGAUAAGAAGAAAAAAUCAACUAAGUCAAAGGCUAUUACUCCAAAGAGAUUACUGACAUCUAUUACUACUAAAACGAAUCUUCUUGCACCAGCUAUGACCAGUCCAGGUGGACCUAAUUCUGUGCGCACAAGUAACUUUGUUCUUGUUGGUUCACAUACAAUUUCACUGUCUUCAGUUGGGAGUACCAAAUUUCUGCUGGACAAGGUUCCUUUCUUGUCUCCCCUGGAAGGCCAUAUACAUCUAAAGAUCAAAUGUCAAAUAGAUUCUUGUGUGGAAGAGAGAGGUUUUUUGACUAUGUUUGAAGAUGUUAGUGGGUUUGGAGCUUGGCAUCGACGCUGGUGUGCUCUUUCUGGAAAUUGUAUCUCUUUUUGGACUUACCCAGAUGAUGAAAAGAGAAAGCAUCCACUGGGCUCCAUAAACUUGGCAAACUGCACUAAUCGUCAGAUUGAACCAGCUAAUAGAGAAUUCUGUGCUCGUCCCAAUACUUUUGAGUUAAUUACUGUUCGACCCCAGAGAGAAGAUGAUAAGGAAACGCUAGUUAGCCAAUGCAGAGACACCCUCUGUGUUACCAAGAACUGGUUAUCAGCUGAUACUAAAGAUGAGCGUAAUCUUUGGAUGCAGAAGCUAAAUCAAGUGCUUGUUGACCUUCGCAUGUGGCAACCUGAUGCUUGCUAUGUCCCUAUUGGAAAACCUUGAAUUAUGUUUUCUCCUUAAAACUUGCUUUAAAGGCUAGAUGCAAACAAUGUUAUUCUUUUAAUGACAAUUUUUGUAUAAAAGUUCUUUGGGAUUAUUCAUUAUACUUCAUGCUUUAAAAUUUGGGAAAAGGUAUGUUAUAUUGGACUACUUGCUACAUGCAAAGCUCUAAUUCGUCUAUUAUUGGUAUUUAAUGCAUCAGAGCUUGGCUUAUUUUAAGAUCUGAAGCUAUUUAGCAUGCAGGGGAAUAAAACUAUCAAGGAUUUUUUUUUUUUACUAAACAAGAAUUCUUCAAAAUUGUUCACUUUUAGUGAGGAGAUGAUCUAUUUAUACAUGCAUUUUUACAACCUAACUAGUUUUUUUAAAAAAACAAGUCCUAAAGGAUAAUGUUCACUAUAUAAGUCAUGUAUAGGAAGUGUCUGCCUGGAAUAGAACUGCAUAGAAUUGUCAAAGAUCUAAGUAGACAAAAUAAGAUUAAAAAGCAAAAGUGCAUUUUUGCACAUAAUAUGGUUUACAGGUAUGAUCAUUUAUUCAGUUAUGUUGCACAUGUUCCUAGCAAAUAAGCAUCUAGUGUUUUUUUAAAGCUGCUUUUUAAAAAAAAACAAAACUUCUCUUUCUGAUCUACCCAUUUUCAUCUUCUGCUUCAACAUUCUUCUAUUUCAUUGAUCUUCAAACAAUAGGACACAAUGUGGAUGUACUCAGGCUUUUUACAACUGAAGUACAUUAAGUAAUACUUAGAAAGAACCAUGGAUUUUUUUUACAUAAGUGAUCUAUAAGCAAAAGUAAUUUCAGAUGAAUGGUGCAAUAUCAAGGCUGCUCAGUUAAAUAACAGAUACGCAGCUUCCACAAAUGUUUUCUACUGGUAUCACAAUGUGCUAUGGUGCGGCUGCAUGCUCUGAAAAAUUAAUAGAGGUGCACUUCCUUUACCUGAUGUAGCUUUAAAUAAACACUAAUACUUUAUCGACUGUCCCCAUUCCCUUUCCACAAUUCUGUGUUUUAUUAUUAUUUGUUUUUUCUGAUAUUCUUAAGCUAUGCAGAAGACUUCAGCAUGAAUAAAAAUGCCUAUCAAAAGAA
This is a messenger RNA of Candoia aspera, 4391 nucleotides long. It is a transcript of the gene ANLN, whose product is annotated as anillin, actin binding protein. The coding region runs from base 102 to 3320 and encodes 1072 amino acids. Lineage: Eukaryota; Metazoa; Chordata; Lepidosauria; Squamata; Candoiidae. Gene Ontology annotation, biological process: actomyosin contractile ring assembly; septin ring organization; mitotic cytokinesis. The record is from RefSeq and is a predicted model, not a curated record. Gene Ontology annotation, cellular component: actomyosin contractile ring. The transcript is spliced from 24 exons.